UCCUUCCCUUCGAAACCCUAGCGGAUCCGCCUCCAUCUUUCUCCGCUCUCGGUUUUAACUCUCCUCAGAUCUAAAAAAAAUGGCGGGGAAAGGCGAGGGUCCAGCGAUCGGAAUCGAUCUUGGCACGACCUACUCCUGCGUCGGCGUCUGGCAGCACGACCGCGUGGAGAUAAUCGCCAACGAUCAGGGGAACAGGACGACGCCUUCGUACGUGGCGUUUACCGAUUCCGAGAGGCUCAUCGGCGAUGCGGCCAAGAACCAGGUCGCCAUGAACCCAAUCAACACUGUUUUCGAUGCAAAACGUUUGAUUGGAAGGCGUUUCAGUGAUGCCUCUGUCCAGAGUGAUUGCAAGUUGUGGCCUUUCAAGGUCAUUCCUGGCCCCGGAGACAAGCCCAUGAUUGUUGUCCAGUACAAGGGAGAGGAGAAGCAGUUUGCUGCUGAAGAAAUUUCAUCCAUGGUUCUGAUUAAGAUGAGGGAAAUUGCUGAGGCUUACCUUGGUUCUACCAUUAAGAAUGCCGUUGUCACAGUCCCUGCUUACUUCAACGAUUCGCAACGUCAGGCCACCAAGGAUGCUGGUGUCAUUGCAGGCCUUAAUGUCAUGAGGAUUAUCAAUGAGCCGACAGCAGCUGCUAUUGCCUAUGGUCUUGACAAGAAGGCAACCAGCGUCGGUGAGAAGAAUGUCCUCAUCUUUGACCUCGGUGGUGGCACCUUUGAUGUUUCUCUUCUUACCAUUGAGGAAGGUAUUUUUGAGGUCAAGGCUACUGCUGGUGACACCCAUCUUGGAGGAGAGGACUUUGACAACCGCAUGGUGAACCAUUUUGUCCAGGAGUUCAAGAGAAAGAGCAAGAAGGACAUCAUUGGCAACCCCAGGGCUCUUAGGAGGUUGAGAACAUCUUGUGAGAGGGCGAAGAGGACUCUAUCCUCCACCGCCCAGACCACAAUCGAGAUUGAUUCUCUCUAUGAGGGUAUCGACUUCUACUCAACCAUCACCAGGGCCAGAUUCGAGGAGCUGAACAUGGAUCUCUUCAGGAAAUGUAUGGAGCCGGUGGAGAAGUGUUUGAGGGAUGCCAAGAUGGACAAGAGCACCGUUCAUGAUGUCGUUCUUGUUGGAGGCUCUACCAGGAUUCCCAAGGUGCAGCAGUUGCUGCAGGACUUUUUCAAUGGCAAGGAACUCUGCAAGAGCAUUAACCCUGAUGAGGCUGUUGCCUAUGGUGCUGCCGUCCAAGCUGCUAUCCUUAGUGGUGAGGGCAAUGAGAAGGUGCAAGAUUUGUUGCUGUUGGAUGUCACUCCUCUUUCUCUUGGUUUGGAGACUGCCGGGGGAGUGAUGACUGUCUUGAUCCCAAGGAACACCACAAUUCCUACCAAGAAGGAGCAGGUAUUCUCUACCUACUCUGACAACCAGCCAGGUGUCUUGAUCCAGGUGUAUGAGGGUGAGAGGACGAGGACAAGAGACAACAACUUGCUCGGCAAGUUUGAGCUCUCUGGCAUCCCUCCUGCUCCUCGUGGUGUUCCUCAGAUCACUGUCUGCUUCGACAUUGAUGCCAAUGGAAUCCUAAACGUCUCUGCUGAGGACAAGACAACCGGUCAAAAGAACAAGAUCACCAUCACCAACGACAAGGGCAGGCUCAGCAAAGAAGAGAUUGAGAAGAUGGUCCAGGAGGCCGAGAAGUACAAGUCUGAGGACGAGGAGCACAAGAAGAAGGUGGAGGCCAAGAACGCCCUUGAGAACUACUCGUACAACAUGAGGAACACCAUUAAGGACGACAAGAUUGCUUCAAAGUUGGAUGCUGGCGACAAGAAGAAGAUUGAGGAUUCAAUCGACGAGGCGAUCAGCUGGCUCGACAGCAACCAGCUUGCAGAGGCCGAUGAGUUUGAGGACAAGAUGAAGGAGCUUGAGGGCAUCUGCAACCCGAUUAUUGCGAAGAUGUACCAGGGCGCUGGUGCUGAUGUGGGUGCUGGAAUGGAUGAAGAUGGUCCCUCAGCUGGAGGCAGCGGCGCUGGUCCUAAGAUCGAGGAGGUGGAUUAAGUUUCAGUCUUUGCUUUAUUAUCAUGGCACUUUUAGGUCUCUGCUGGUUUCAUCAUUUAAACUCUUGACAACUUAAAUUUUAGGGAUUAUUAUUGAUCAUGUUGCUGCUUAUGGCGAUUUUAUGUUGGCCACGUUAUUUUGAUGUCUGAUUGUUACCACAUUCAGCUAGGUUUGUUUAGCGGGCAUGCUGCGAUAUUUUGAUGCCUUGCUUUAAUUAUCUUCUUCAAGUUA
Molecule: messenger RNA, 2257 nt
Organism: Asparagus officinalis (garden asparagus)
Lineage: Eukaryota; Viridiplantae; Streptophyta; Magnoliopsida; Asparagales; Asparagaceae
Product: heat shock cognate 70 kDa protein 2-like
Exons: 2
Coding region: 80-2026 (648 amino acids)
Biological process (GO): protein refolding; cellular response to unfolded protein
Cellular component (GO): cytoplasm
Molecular function (GO): ATP binding; ATP hydrolysis activity; heat shock protein binding
Source: RefSeq, a predicted model, not a curated record